ACCAGUAAACUGACUCACAAGUGGUUUCAUUAGUAGCCAGAAGCCACACAUCCCUCAGAGACUUUCUAGCUGGUCAUCAAUGAUUAUUCUUCUGGGUCUGGACUGGGAAUUAUCUAAGGAGAGCUACCGCCAGGAGAAAUUCCAAACAUUUCAGUUAAGUCUUGAAAUUGCUCCAGAUGAAGGAGAGAGCCUUGAUCAAACGAAGAAUGGUCUGAUUGACAGGUCAGCUUCAGAAUAAAGCCAAACCUGAAAAAGAAGCAACCCAGACUCUUCCAUGACUAGAAGAAUGAGUACUGAGAGACCUCUGGACUUAAUCAAACAACUCGGGCAGACAAGCAUUCCAUCCCUUGAAAACAUAAGUGAUUUUUCAUUAAAUAUCACUGACUGCACCCAGGUUGUGGUGCCAGAGGAAGUUUUUUUCACUGUUGCUGCUGCUGGGAUACUGGAAAAUCUACUUAUCCUCAUUGCUGUUGUUAGAAAUAAGAAUUUACACUUGCCCAUGUACUUCUUCAUUUGCAGCUUAGCCAUUUCAGACAUGUUGGGCAGCUUGUACAAAACUCUGGAGAACAUCUUUAUCAUCUUAUGCAAAAUGGGAUAUCUGAAACGUCACGGAGACUUUGAGAAAAAACUGGAUGAUGCCAUGGAUUCCAUGUUCAUUCUGUCUUUGCUGGGGUCUAUUUUCAGCUUGCUAGCUAUUGCAGCAGAUAGGUACAUCACGAUCUUCUACGCUUUGCGGUACCACAAUAUCAUGACUCUGAGGAGGGCCUUGGCUAUCUUGGCAAUCAUUUGGGCGUUCUGUGCCGGCAGCAGCGUUGCCAUUGCCCUCUUCUCCUACGAAGCAGCAACAGUCAUUCCCUUCACCAUCCUCUUCCCUUUGAUGAUGUUUUUCAUACUCUGCCUCUACGUCCACAUGUUCCUCCUGGCUCGAUCUCACGCCAAAAAAAUUGCCUCACUGCCCAGCAGCACCGUCCAUCACAGAACUAACAUGAAAGGCGCGAUUACACUGACUAUUUUUCUUGGAGUUUUCCUUUGCUGUUGGGCCCCCUUUGUUCUUCACAUCCUCUUAGCAAGGUUUUGCCCGCAUAACCCAUACUGUGCCUGCUACAUGUCCAUUUUCCACGUGAAUGGGACACUCAUAAUGUGCAAUGCCAUCAUCAACCCUAUGAUUUUUGCAUUCCGAAGCCCAGAACUGCGGAGUACAUUUAAGAAGAUGUUCUACUGUUCCAGGUCAAACUGCAACUGGUGAACACUUCAUCCAAAAAUGAAAAUUAUAAAAGCAUUUUUGGGGGUGCUAUGCAACAUCAGUGUGCAGAAUUGAAAAUACCAACAACUACACCCGAAGUAAUACUAUGCUUGUAGUAUACUGCCAGUGAUUUUUCAGAGUGUUACCACAGAAUGAAUAAAAAAUAAGUAAGGACACAAAUAUUUGUCAACUAGAUCUCCAAACUAAGCUAAUCAUGAUUGUAAUUUUCAAGCAAGGAAAAAAAAAAAAAAAUGUCUUAAUUAUCUUUUGUCAUUACAGAAAAAUCCAAACUAAAAUGUUGCAUUACCCCAGAUAUGAGCCAAUUCAUUUUGUAUCAAUAAUUUCAAUUCAAUGCAUAUACUACUUUAUAAUUCUGUUGUUUAAAUUGCAAUGAAUUGAACAUUUGUUUCUAAACUGUGCAUUUGUAUCAAAGUAUAUGGUUAUAAGGAGAAAACAUGGACAUGUGAUUUUGCUGAAGAAGCAAGCUCAAGACUCUUCUUUAACAUCCAGUCUCCUUAAAAUCAUGCAAUUACUGAUCUGUAAGUUUCAAAAGCUACUUUUUGAGUGUAAGUCCAAAAGACUAUGGUGUUUUCAUUUAAAAUACAUUUUUAGUUACUGAAGAGUUAUUUCUAAUAUAAAGUUGUCUUGCCAGCAAAGACUGGGUUUGAAUUUUAAAACCCCUAGGCCACGUCUGGACUAACAAUAAUAAGCUCCACAGACAGUAAAAGCACUUUGAUUCGACCAUGACAUGCUACAACAAAGAAUUCAAAAAAAGUAAGACCAGAGAUAAAAUUCAAACACUACCAAGGAAGUCAGUCAGCUGGGUAAGGAAGCAACUGGCCUGCCUGGAAGGAUGCUACAAAGCUGGUUGUAAUUUAAAAACCCUUGUGAGAAGAUUUUGAAUUGUUCCUGCAAAAUAAUACAGAACUCACAGAAGUUAAAAGCAGAAUGGCUUUCAACAGCAGAACAGCCUGAAGCAGUCCAGAGCAUAUGGAGAGGAAUUAACCUCACAAUAAUUCAAGGAAGUCAUUCCAGCUGUGCCAGAGAGGAGUAGUAAGAGAAUUUCAAGAUUAUGGAAUAUGGAAAAAAUCAUACAAAUUCAGAUUAUCUUGGGUUGAAUAAGGGACAACAAACCUGAAAGCCUCUAUAAAAUUAUGAAAAUAAAUUAGAAAAGAGAUACUAAAAUGAAAAUUUUUCAAACCUAUGCAUUUAUUGAAAAAAAAAAUUCAUCUAUAAAAUACAAGUUUAGGAGGAAACUCAGAUAUAGUCACACAUUCUAUUUUAAUAAGAAUUUUUUCAUUUCAAUUGAGAAGCAGAAUAAAUGUAAAGCUGCACAGCAAGAAAUGACUGUUAGAAUUGCUGGGAAAAAAGAAUAAACACAUUAAAGAAAAACCAAAA
Parus major (Great Tit) is the source of this 2641-nucleotide messenger RNA. It is a transcript of the gene MC2R, whose product is annotated as melanocortin 2 receptor. The record is from RefSeq and is a predicted model, not a curated record. Gene Ontology annotation, cellular component: membrane. Gene Ontology annotation, molecular function: corticotropin receptor activity. Lineage: Eukaryota; Metazoa; Chordata; Aves; Passeriformes; Paridae. Gene Ontology annotation, biological process: G protein-coupled receptor signaling pathway. The transcript is spliced from 3 exons. The coding region runs from base 275 to 1246 and encodes 323 amino acids.